GUUUUAUAAAGGUUAGUAAGGUUAAUUGCAAUAACAACGCACUCCAAAUUGAAGUAUUGAAAUUAUGGAGAAAGAAGCACAAAUUAAUUCAAAUUUAUACUAUUGUGUAAACUUAGUUGAUAAUACAGAAGUGAACAUUAAAGAAGAAGUCGAUACUGAUGAAAACACAGAAGAUGCUGAUGAAAGUUUAUUGUAUGAAAAUACAGCUACCUCAAGUGAAAAAUCAGAAUAUAAGUGUAACACUUGCAAUAAGAGCUUUAUACAUUCUAGUUCUCUAAAAAGACAUCAGUCUCAAUUUCAUAAUACUAUUCAGCUUUGGCAAUGCGAAGUUUGCAAAAAAUACUUUGCUACAGAAAUAAAUUUAAAGAAACAUCAACUUACUCACACCCCAGAUAGUAUUAAAAAUAACAGUGAUAUUGUAGAAACGGCUGAGAGGCCUUACGAAUGUGAAUAUUGUCAUAGAAGUUUUGUUCGAUUAACACAUUUGCAGAGACAUGUUAAAAUACAUUCAUCCAAUGUACCAUUGUUCAAGUGUCAGAUUUGUGAUAAAACUUAUACACAAGAAGUCAGUCUUAAGCAGCAUGCAGCAAAACAUGCUGCUUAUUAUGAGUACAACUGCCAUAUAUGCCAUAAACAAUUUAUAAGGCUUUUAGAUCACGUGGAACAUAUGAAGGAACAUGAAGCGCAAAAUAGAAAUGCUGCAGAUCUUGAAUGGACCAAUGAUCAAAUCUGUGUAUUAAUAAAUUUGUUCAAGGAUAAAAGAGAAUUGUGGGAUCCUUCUGAUUGGAAUUAUGUAAAUAAGCAAAUAAAACCGCAAGCAUGGCAAGACAUUGCUAAUGCAUUGAAUAUGACCAAGCAUGAAGUAGAAACUAAAAUUUGGAGCUUGAUAAGCAGAUAUCAAAUGGAAGAAAGAAUGAGACGAAUUAAUGGAAAUGAGUCACAAUGGUUUGCUUUUAAACUAUUUGCAUUUUUAGAGACUAGAAAUAGGCCCAGAAUCAAUCUACAAAAUAGAUCAUUGGAGUCAAAUGAAUCAACUGAUGAAUCAUACAAAGAUGAUGAAUUCAACAAUAAACGAAACACAGUCACUCCUAGCAAAUUAGAGUUAACAAAAAAAUCAAAUUUAAAUAUUAAUUCCAAGAAUUACAAAUAUGUGUCGUCAGAAACAUUAAACGAGCGAUUAAACAAUAAUGAAAGCAUAUUUUAUCCAAGUGCAGAAAAAAGGAAUAAUUGUUACAAUAUAGCAGAAAAUUCUCAAAAAGAAUUGCAAGUUGCUACUACAAGUAAUGAUAUGAAUGGAAAGAAAAUUGAAGAAAUGUUAAGCAAAGAAGUGCAAGUUUGUGAGCCAGUUAAUAAUAAAAAUUAUUUAGAUAAAUUAACAAAAUCUGAUGAUUUAAAUUCAUGCAACCUCUUAAGAAAACUUUAUAACAAAAUGUCUAGAGACGAAUAUGAUAUUUUUGGAGAAAGUAUAGCAUGUGGUAUACGCAAUCUAAAAACCUCAUAUGCAAAAAGCACAGUGAAAUAUCAUAUCAAUAACAUUUUAUAUCAAGCAGAACUAGGGCAUUAUGAUCAUCCACCAUGUAUUGGAAGAAAUUCAAAACAAAAUUCUGUGAACAAGGCUUCGGAAUCGAUUGUUUCCCAAGAAGUUUCCACAGUAGAUGAUUUAGACAAUAUGUUGAAUGAAUUGUGAUCUGAACUAAAUUAAAAAAGAAACAAAUAUCAAAGUAAACGUAUACAUCUAUUUCUGCUUAUUGAUUUGUAGCAGUUGCCAUUAUGGAAUAUUGGACGCUUACUAUGGCUGCUAUGCAGUCAAUAUUAGCAUAUGGCCAAAAUUAAUAAAGAGAUCUCUCACUUAUUAGGUUCUACAAUAGAUACAGUUAUAUUUACUUAACAACAAUAAUAAUGGUAUAUGACAAGUAAGAUAACUAAUUGUAAGUUUAA
This is a messenger RNA of Ctenocephalides felis (cat flea), 1938 nucleotides long. Its product is annotated as zinc finger protein 197-like. The transcript has 3 exons. Gene Ontology annotation, biological process: regulation of transcription by RNA polymerase II. NCBI's taxonomy places the organism in Eukaryota, Metazoa, Arthropoda, Insecta, Siphonaptera, Pulicidae. Gene Ontology annotation, molecular function: DNA-binding transcription factor activity, RNA polymerase II-specific; RNA polymerase II cis-regulatory region sequence-specific DNA binding. Bases 65 to 1687 code for a protein of 540 amino acids. Gene Ontology annotation, cellular component: nucleus. The record is from RefSeq and is a predicted model, not a curated record.